Parnassius apollo (apollo) is the source of this 561-nucleotide messenger RNA. NCBI's taxonomy places the organism in Eukaryota, Metazoa, Arthropoda, Insecta, Lepidoptera, Papilionidae. The record is from the annotation of a GenBank genome assembly.
AUGGCUCCAUUAGAUAAAGACAUACCACGACUUCCUUGCGACGUUAGUAAUAUAAAAAAUCUUGACACAUACAUAGAAGUUAUCAAUCAGUUGACCACAUGUAUCUCUAACGCGGUAAACGAGGGAAAAAGCGUCACAGCUGUUAACAAGCGCCUUAUAAAUCUGGCAGCUGAAGAAAUCCGAAGAGCCUCAAACAGCCUUUCCACUGUACUAUCAGCGAAAGCUUCACAUGUCGAGGAACAGUCUUUGAAAAAUGAUAUUUUAACCAGCGUUAGAGAGGAAAUCAAAAAGCUUAAAGAAGUGCUAACUCCCACUUCCAAUGCGCCUGGCCCUACAUACGCGGAAGUGGCAUCUAUUGCCCCAAAAAAACCAGCAAUUGUUAUCAAAUCUACAAACCCUACAGCAAAAUCUUCCGACAUUCUCGCUACCUGGAAAAAGAACAUUUCAUUUAAGAAAGAAAAAUAUGCACCUGUUAAAAUGCAAACAAUAUCAAAUGGGAAAAUUCGCGUAGAGUUUGAAAACUACAAGCAAUGCGAGGAAGCCAUUACAAAACAAUCGUGA